Daphnia magna is the source of this 2179-nucleotide messenger RNA. RefSeq names its product vacuolar protein sorting-associated protein 52 homolog (gene Vps52). Lineage: Eukaryota; Metazoa; Arthropoda; Branchiopoda; Diplostraca; Daphniidae. Gene Ontology annotation, cellular component: GARP complex. Gene Ontology annotation, molecular function: syntaxin binding. The transcript has 13 exons. Bases 14 to 2119 code for a protein of 701 amino acids. Gene Ontology annotation, biological process: retrograde transport, endosome to Golgi; lysosomal transport; Golgi to vacuole transport. The record is from RefSeq and is a predicted model, not a curated record.
CGGUUAGUGAACUAUGGAAGAUAAAAGUGAUACCCAAAUCAAAAUGGAUUUGAAGGAUAGUCUGAAAGACAGCAUUAUAAAAGAAGCACUUAAUUCAGGUGUAGAUUUAAGGCAAUAUUCACAGCAAGUUGAACAACAACUGCAGGAGGUUGAACUAGUAUCAGUCCAAGACUAUGUAAAUCAAGGAACAUCGCUCGCACAGCUUCAUUCACAGUUCACUCACUGUGAUGCUGCUCUUGAAAGAAUGGAAAAUCUUCUGAGUACGUUUAGAUCUCAGCUAGGUGGUUUGAGCAGUGAUAUCUUACAACUCCAACAUCAGUCAGCCCAGCUGGGGUUGCGACUUUCUAACCGCCAAGCUGCUAGAUCAUUAGCUGGCCAAAUGAUUGAUGAUUUAGUUAUCCCUGAAGCACUCAUAAGGCACUUGUUGGAAACUCCAGUGACAGAACCAGUUUUCUCUGAACAACUAAUAAUACUUCAGGCAAAGCUGGCCUUGAGUGGAGACCAUCAUCAAAGGUGCAGUAGGGCUGCUCAGGACGUCGUACCUGUUCUUGGUGCGUUGCGGAUUAAGGUGGUUGAAAGAUUACGCCAUUUUUUGCUCUUGAAAUUGCAGCAGCUCAGAAGGCCUCUUGCUAAUUAUCAACUACCGCAAAAUUCACUCCUGAAGCAUAAGAGUUUUUAUCAUUUUCUUAUAACUCAAGAGCCAGAGAUAGCUUAUGAAGUGAGACAAGACUAUGUGCAGACCAUGUCCAAGCUAUAUUUUUCCUAUUUCAAGAGCUAUUCGACGCGUCUAUUGAAACUUGUGGAUACAAAUAGCGUUAAUAAGGAUGACGUUCUUGGUUCGGAGGAUGCAUCUUUAGGGGCGGCGGCGGCAGCAGCUGCUAGGUCGUUAUUUGGAAGAGCCGCUCCUAGUGCGCGAAAUUCCAGCAGUAAAUCGACGGUCUUCACGUUGGGAACUCGAAUUGAAGUCGUUACCAAUUUAGAGGCCCCUGUACUGGUUCCCCAUGCAGCAGCGACAGGCACGAGCGCUGGCCAUAAGGGCGAAACAAAAUAUUCGUACGAAAUUGUUUUCCGAUCUCAGCAUUACGCACUCGCGGAUAAUGCUUGCCGAGAAUACCUAUUCUUGUGCGAAUUUUUCCACGUUGAGAGGGCCCCCGCCAUGGAGCUCUUUCAAGAAGUUAUGGGAAAGACUUGUACCAUCUACAUGAAAUUUGUCGAAGAGUAUGUCUCCACUUGUUACGAUUCCCUGGCACUCUUUCUUUGCAUCCAAAUGGUCCAGCGAUUGCAAUAUCUUUGCCACAAGAGAGCUGUUCCAGCACUGGAUUUUUAUUAUGAAUCACUGAUUUCCAUAUUAUGGCCUAGAUUCGAAUAUUUGGUACAGGCAAACAUUCAAAGUGUUCGUGACUGCGAUCCAUCUAGAUUAUAUUCUCACAUCGACACACGACCACAUUAUGUAGUACGACGCUAUGCCGAGUACACAUCCGCUAUUUCAGCGAUUCACGAACAUAACAGUAUAACUUCGGCCAUGGACUGGACUCCACGCUUACAUCACCUACUUUCAACUAUGCAAGAAGAAGUCGAAGGCUUUACACUGCGUCUGGCUGCAGCGUUUACCAAAAGGAAGGAUCAACUAGUAGCACUGAUUAAUAAUUAUGACUUAAUGCUUAGUGUGAUGACGGAGCGCAACAGAGAAGAAAGUCGCGAGGCCUCACGCUGCAAAGAAUUGCUCUCCGCUCGGAUAUCCGAAUUUGUUGAGGAAAUAUUGUUUGUCCACUUUGAAGGACUCGUCCGCUUUGUAAAGGACUGCGAACUCAUACUAACUCGGGGACUUAACGAAGCGUUGCGGAAUGAAGAACGUCGAGCAACGCAAACCAUAAACUCUUUCAUGGCAGGGUGGAAGAAAUCUUUAGAUGAGAUCAACAGAGAAAUUCUAAACCUUUUUCCAAAUUUUAAAAAUGGUACCAACAUUCUACAAGCGACGCUAACUCAACUCGUCGAAUACUACCACCGUUUCCAAAAAAUCCUUACGCAGCAUCCAUUCCGCAAUGUUCCUGCUCGUGCUGAUUUGAUUAACAUCCAUCAGUUAAUGGUGGAAGUCAGAAGAUAUAAGCCGGCCUUCUAAAUUGUUUAGUUUGCCAUUUUUGAUGUUCAUGUUGUAUCCAAUAAAUGUCUUAGUUAAUUU